CGCCCCGCACCGGAACUUCCGGCCUGCGCCGCCAUCUUGGUGUGUUGACCUUGGGCUACGGCUGGCCGCGGUUGGUGGUCUGGUCUGUGCUGUCAUGUCGUGUUUGACGCCGCUGCUGCUGAAGGGUCUGACGGGCCCGGCCCGGAGGCUCGUCGUGCCGCGUGCCCAGGUGCAUUCCAAGCCACCGCGGGAGCAGCUCGGAACCAUGGAUGUCGUCAUUGGGCUUACCUCCUGCUUCCUGUGUUUCCUUCUGCCAUCGGGCUGGAUCCUGUCACACCUGGAGAACUACAAGAAGCGGGAGUGAAGGGGCUGCCUUCCCUGUAACCUGACCACCCUGCCAGCCCAUCCAGAUCAUGUCUCCUGCAUUCCAGGCCGGCCUUCCUUGGAUCAUGUCAUUUAAUUCCAGUCACCUCUUCUGCAGAUCAUGACCUUUAAUAUCUUCAGGUGACAUCUGGGACCACACACAUCAGCCCUGGUUGGUGGGCCCCCCCCACUGUAACAAUAAAGUCUAUUUAAACUUGGUUCCGGGAA
This is a messenger RNA of Cavia porcellus (domestic guinea pig), 531 nucleotides long. Its product is annotated as cytochrome c oxidase subunit 8A, mitochondrial. NCBI's taxonomy places the organism in Eukaryota, Metazoa, Chordata, Mammalia, Rodentia, Caviidae. The transcript has 2 exons. Gene Ontology annotation, cellular component: mitochondrion. Gene Ontology annotation, biological process: mitochondrial electron transport, cytochrome c to oxygen. The record is from RefSeq and is a predicted model, not a curated record. Bases 95 to 304 code for a protein of 69 amino acids.